UUUUAAACUACUACAAAUAUAAUGGUAAAAAAUUGGCCACUGAACGCUCCCAGAGAGUGCCAGAUCUGCCUUGAGCCCCUGCUCACGCCGUACAUCCUCGAAUGCGCUGAUAUGUUCUGCUGGGAAUGAAUCAGGAGUUUCUGUGAGUCACAGAAAAUAAGAGGGUUCAACCCAGCAUGUCCUAUCUGUAUGCAUGACAUAAAAAAAAACUGGUUAGCCGACUUACUUAAAGGGAAUGCACCUCCUCCAGUCAAGCUAGACGAAGCUCUGGGUUUUAACCCUAUCAUGCCUGUGAGGUAAGCUAAGCACAAAGAUGUGUUCCCAGUGAAGCCAGAGAGGCAGUUUUAGCCUUAAAACCUUGGUUUGUUUGUGUAGUAAUAACCCUAGAGUCCUCAAUCUCUCCGUAGUUGAUCUACUUCGUGUAUACAUUGAGCCAAAACCUGACCCGGAAGUGAUAGAAUGUAGAUUUCUCCUCGGGCGUUCUCAGUAUGUGAUAUAGGUCAAGAACUCCCAGUAGCAGUUUACAAAAAUAGCAACGUUUCAGCCUCAUUAGACGAGAGCAACUUUGGAAUAAACAGCCAAGACCUUGGACUUUGCUAUGAAGGAGAAGCACAGUGCCCGAGAUGAACAGUGACUUGUCAAGUUAAAUCAAGCAACACUUUUUGUCAAUGAGAAUUAUGAGAGCAUCAGUUCUGAAUAAUCUGUGAGCAGGAGUAUGAACUAGGCCAUCGAUUCAACCCCUUCGCAGCAUGUGGCAAAAGGUAUGCAACGAAACCAAGAGCUCUCUGAGCGGCCGUCACUUUGUAUUUGUGGUGAGACAUCUUUAUCUAUCCCCACUUUGUAUUCCUUACUCCGAUAGUUAAGAGAAUGAAGUGCACAAGAGGAUUUUGAGGUAAUAUUUGGGCUCUUACUCUGAUAAUAGUUCUGAUUCUGAUGUUUAUUUUUGGCCUUAUAACAUCCUCAUUAGGUAUUUUUAUGUCUCCUAUUCUCGGAUGACAAAGGUACAAAAUUCUUACACGAAAAUCUCAAUAAUUUCAAUAUAA
Messenger RNA from Moneuplotes crassus, 1043 nucleotides. Lineage: Eukaryota; Ciliophora; Spirotrichea; Euplotida; Euplotidae. The record is from the annotation of a GenBank genome assembly.